Messenger RNA from Neocloeon triangulifer, 740 nucleotides. RefSeq lists its product as uncharacterized. Lineage: Eukaryota; Metazoa; Arthropoda; Insecta; Ephemeroptera; Baetidae. The transcript is spliced from 3 exons. Bases 19 to 540 code for a protein of 173 amino acids. The record is from RefSeq and is a predicted model, not a curated record.
UCACCUGCAAGAUUAGACAUGCUGAGGCUCAAGCUCGCUGUUGCCGUGUGCCUUGUUUCCCUGGCGGCGAUUGACCGCGCCGCAGGUCAAAACUUCGGCCAGGGUGAGUGGCGAAGUGGUGCGAACGGUGGCGUGCCGCCGGGCGCCUUCGUCGGCGGCCACGACAACGGCCAGCCGGUGUACGUGGCGCGGGCCAGCUUCAGGGGCGGCCUCCUCCCUGGCAAGUUGGUGUCCCGACUCGGACAGGCGUACGUGCCGUUCUUCAACAAAGAGUACAAGGUGCAGAACUACGACGUGCUGGUCGGCUCCAACUACAAGUGGGACACGUGGGCCAACACCAAGGACUACUACUGGCCCAACAGCGCCGUCGUCGGCGGAUACUCGGCCCAACAGAAGGACACGCUCUACGUCUGCAGGGUCAAUGCCGGCAACAACAAGGAGUCCAUCGGCAAGGUCCACCUUCGUCACAAGAAAUGCUUCUAUCCUCACAAUGGAAAAGAGUACGACACUAGUUAUUUCGACUUGCUUCUUAAGUUGUAAGACAUCAGCAUUUUUGUAAUUGACGUUUCUGCAACAUAAGCAAAUAAUCAUCAAAUAACUCGCACAGCAUAUUUAAUUUUGGGUGUUUUAUUAGAUUAACACCCCAAAAGAUGAAACAACAAAUGCGGUUUUAAUUUUUUUGUAUCUUAUUUUACUGAACCAAGACAUUUUCAAAUAAAAAUUAAGCAACUUCGGGAAAA